Molecule: messenger RNA, 5897 nt
Organism: Oncorhynchus masou masou (cherry salmon)
Lineage: Eukaryota; Metazoa; Chordata; Actinopteri; Salmoniformes; Salmonidae
Product: ras association domain-containing protein 8-like
Exons: 6
Coding region: 468-1859 (463 amino acids)
Biological process (GO): signal transduction
Source: RefSeq, a predicted model, not a curated record
GGCAGAGGGCGAUUUUCCGCAGCGUGUUGGUCCAACCCCAAGGGCUAGCGCAGAGACGGCGCAGCGAAAAACUUUCAGCCAUGGAUAUUUCAAUGCACCUAAUUUUCUUUUGAUGCCGUUCUCUUUGCUAUGGACCGUAUCACUUUGUCGCAGUUCAUAUAAGUGAUUUAUAGGCUUGCCCCGAGAAAAUGUUACAUUUGCAGAUUCCAUUACUCAACAGCAUCUAUUUUUCCUAAACUUCAGUCCGGCUAUAGAAGAGUGGAGGAACUUCUGUUGUUUUUUCGGCACCAAGCCUACAACACGAAGGUCCUUCCUGGUUUGCUCUGUGCUCUUCGUCCUCAGGGAGUUGGUGGCCAGAGGUGCUGCAGCUGGAGCCACCCUGCACUGCUGGAGCUUCCAGGAAUGACGGGGCCAACCCAUCGCAGCCGGCCCCCUCGCAGCACCUGACCUGACUCACCUGACCCAUCAUGGAGCUCAAGGUCUGGGUCGAUGGGGUCCAGAGGGUUGUUUGUGGGGUCACAGAGGCAACCACCUGCCAGGAAGUGGUCAUCGCUCUUGCUCAAGCCAUAGGCCGAACUGGGCGCUAUACACUGGUGGAGAAAUGGCGGGACACAGAGCGCCACCUGGCCCCCCACGAGAGCCCAGUGGCAUCCCUCAACACCUGGGGCCAGUAUGCCGGUGACGUCCAGCUGAUCCUGCACCGCACAGGCCCCUCCCUGACCGAACGGCCCCCAUCCGAGGGUCCCUUGCUCCGGGGUCCGGAACGCGGCCCACACCGGCAGAGCCUCCCCCCGCUCGCCAAGCUCCGCCAUCCCAGUGAGCACGCCCUCCAUCGCCGCGAGCCGCGCCGCAAGUCCCUCACCUUCACCGGCGGGCCCCGGGGCCUCCGGGACAUCCUGAGUGGAGGCCGGGUGGGGGAGGCGAGGGAGUUCGAGGCCAAACGACGUCUCCUAUUCCAGGGGAACGGUGGUAACCAGAACCACCACCAUCAUGCAGCAGCGGCAGCCACAGCGGUAGCUCCAGGAGGAGCAGUGUCCCCCGGCAUGUGGGCCUGCCGCAUGGAGGACCUGGUCAGACUGGUGGGGCUCCAGAGAGAGACUCUGGCCGUGCUGGAGAAGAGGCUGGAGGCCUACGAGGCUGAACUGCAGACCUGGGGGGGACGAAGGGGAGAGGAGGCUAGAGGAGCAGGGGGGCUGAUGGAGGAGAUAGUGAGGCUGGAGAGACGACUGAGGAAGAACGAGGUGGAGAUGGAGGAGGAGGAGUUCUGGGCCAGCGAGCUGCAGAUUGAGCUGGAGAGUGAGAGGCAGCUGGAGGACAGGCUUGAGGAGCUGAGAGGGCGUCUUCAGUGUGCUCAGGUCGAGCUGGGGGACAGGAUGGCUCUGGUACAGGGUGUAGAGGCCGGUCUGGAGGAGGAGCGUCUGCAGAGGGAGAGACAGGAGACUCAAAGGGUGAGCGAGGUGGAGGCCAAGGCGCAGGUACUCAGAGCCCGCACGGAGCUCAAGGCCCAGGACAGACAGUCUGUCCAGCUGGAGAGCAGCUGCAGAGCCGUGGACAGGUCCCUCGGCCUGAGUGGCAAGAGACUGCAGGACAUGCAGCAUGAGCUGGAGCAGCUGACCAAGGAGCUGAGACAGGUCAACCUGCAGCAGUUUAUCCAGCAGACUGGCACCAAGGUCACCGUACUGCCAGCCGAGCCCAGUGAGGAAGAAGAGGAGACAACCCACACCGGACAGGGCACAGACUUGGUUCCUCUGUCUGGUUCCCUGAAGCGUCCCGUCUCCUUUCACCCGAUGCCUGGUCACCUUCGGGUCCUGCACAGUCCGCUGACAUCUGGCCUAAACCCAGAAGGGAUCUACGUGUAAGAGAAAAGAGGGCACACUUGGGGUGGCUUUGUUCCUCUGCUAGAUGGACACCUGAAAACACCCUAAAGGCAACCUGGUUCCACUAAGACCUGAUCCCAGAUCUGUGUGUGCUUUAGCCAACUCCUCAACACCCAGUCACUCCUAGUCAAAUAAGUUGGCUAAAUACAGAUCUAGGACCAGUGCUAAAGGAUUCCCUGUGAUGUGACAUCCAAGUACAGGUUACCUCAGUAGCACUCUCCAGUCCAUUCUCUGUUCUGUUACCUACAUAUCAUGGAGAACAGGAACACUUAAAGAGAUCAUAUUGUUAUAGGCCGUUGUGUACAAGCACUCCAAGUCUCCGACAUGGGCCAACAUAUGACGAUGAUAGCUCCAAUGAUGAAGGAAAAACUAUUGGUAACAUAUCUGACUGCAGGGCGCUUGAAUGGACAGACAGAGAUAGUUGAAAUAGACAAUAUAGCAACAGACAUGAGCACCGUGUGUCAUCGCCCGAAUGGUUUUCUGUCUAUUUAAACUGUGGAACUAAAAGUGAUGCGUCAUUAUCAUCAUCAGCGUCAUCGUAGUUCUCCCUUGAAAAGUGUAUCCCUUGAAGGUGUAUGCAAUUACUUUAUUUUCAUUUUAAUAAAUAAAGAAGUUUUUAAACGUUAAUAUUUUAUCCAUUAUAUCAACAUACAGUAAAGAGGUUCGAUACUAUUUUUUAUGAAUGUUUUCAUUUUGGAAAAUAUCGCUCCAAACUGAAAAACUUGCUGUUGAAAUCUGUGAACUAUACACUACCAGUCCAAAGUUUGGACACACCUACUCAUUCAAGGGCUUUUCUUUAUUUGGACUAUUUUCUACAUUGUAAAAUAAUAGUGAUGCUAUGAAAUAACACACAUGGAAUCAUGUAGUUACCAAAAAAGUGUGAAACAAAUCAAAAAUACAUUUUAUAUUUGAUAUUCUUCCAAGUUGCCACCCUUUCCCUUAAUGACAGCUUUGCACACUCUUGGCAUUCUCUCAACCAGCUUCACCUGGAAUGCUUUUCCAACAGUCUUGAAGGAGUUCCCACAUAUGCCGAGCACUUUUUGGCUGCUUUUCCUUCACUCUGCGGUCCAACUCAUCCCAAACCAUCUCAAAUGGGUUGAUGUCGGGUGAUUGUGGAGGCCAGAUCAUCUGAUGCAGCACUCCAUCACUCUCCUUCUUUGUAAUAUAGUCCUUACUCAGCCUGGAGGUGUGUUGGGUCAUUGUCCUGUUGAAAAACAAAUGAUUGUCCCACUAAGCACAAACCAGAUGGGAUGGCGUAUCGCUGCAGAAUGCUGUGGUAGCCAUGCUGGUUAAGUGUGCCUUGAAUUCUAAAUAAAUCACUGACAGUGUCACUGCACCAUCACACCUUCACGGUGGGAACUACACAUGCAGAGAUCAUCAAGUAAGCCUAUUCUUCUUAUUGGUGUCUUUUAGUAGUGGUUUCUGCCAUGAAGGCCUGAUUCAUGCAGUCUCCUAUGAACAGUUGAUGUUGAGAUGUGUCUGUAACUUGAACUUGGUGAAGCAUUUAUUUUGGCUUCAAUUUCUGAGGCUGGUAACUCUAAUGAAUUUGUCCUCUGCAGCAGAGGUAACUCUGGCGGUCCUCAUUAGAGACAGUUUCAUCAUAGCGCUUAGUGGUUUUUGCGACUGCACUUGAAGAAACUUUCAAAGUUCUUGAAGUUUUCCGGAUUGACCUACCUUUAUGUCUUAAAGUAAUAAUGGACUUUCAUUUCUCUUUGCUUAUUUGAGCUGUUCUUGCCAUAAUAUGGAAUUGUUCUUUUACCAAAUAGGGCUAUCUUCUGUAUACCAUCCCUACUUUGUCACAAUACAACUGAUUGGCUCAAAGGCAUUCAGAAGGAAAGAAAUUCCACAAAUGAGCUUUUAACAAGGCACACCUGUUGUGUGAAAUGCAUUCCAGGUGACUACCUCAUGCAGCUGGUUGAGAGAAUGCCAGAGUGUGAAAAGCUGUCAUCGAGGCAAAGGGUGGCUACUUUGAAGAAUCUCAAAUAUAAAAUGUAUUUUGAUUUGUUUAACACUUUUUUGGUUACUACAUGAUUCCAUAUCUGUUAUUUCAUAGUAUUGACGUCUUCACUAUUAUUCUACAAUGUAGAAAAUAGUACAAAUACAGAAAAAUCCUUGAAUGAGUAGGUGUGUCCAAACUUUGGACUGAUACUGUAAAUUUGAAGAGUUUAGUGAUUCUGUGGUCAAUAAUUGUAUUUUAUCCAGUGUAUUAAUUGAUGUAUGGACUGCGUUGAGUCCUGGAUGAGAUGUCUAUACAGUGGCCCUAUGGGGCAAAGUAACUUUUAAAGGAUGUCUGUUUCUUGAGUCCUGGAUGAGAUGUCUAUACAGUGGCCCUAUGGGGCAAAGUAACUUUUAAAGGAUGUCUGUUUCUGAAGCAUUUAUGCUCACAUCAACCAACAGGCAGACUGUUUCUGCUCUGCUCUGUUCUGAUUCUCAUUAUACACUAUGCACAGUUAUACAACCAAUGGUUCAAGGCUUUGUUCCUGAAGAACGGGUAGAUGGUAGCCUAUGAACUGUCCAAAAGUGCUGAUAUGUCACUUAUUGUUACGAUAUGUGAAAUGUCAACGGAUAUAAUCACUUCUUGAAAUAGUAGAAUACUGUAGAUAGUAUGAAGUUCGGUCACCAUUCACAUUUAUUUCCAAUUGCUGAGGAAGAAGCAGAACUGUGUAUGUACACUUAUGCAGUAUUGUUAAUGUAACAGUAUCAAAUGAACCGACCGCAUUAGUUUUCUCCUUUAUCUUGUGUUGAAAAUAUGUAUUACUUUGCCAAAAUGUUUAAUCUUAUUCAUCUGUAAAGAAAUGGGACCAAAGAUUAGAGGUCUUAUUGCAUGUGUUUGUUUUUCCAAGUAGCCAUAUCUGAAUACUUAUUCAAACCUAAGGGCUCCAUUUCAUCGACAGGGCUGAAGACCUGUGCUACAGGGCGAUAGCAAUUUUAGAAGCAAUGUUCCUGCAUUCGCGGGGAUUGCCUUCAUGGUAAACGCUGCAUAUGUCGUCUCAAUGGGAAAUUACCUUUACAUUUCAAUCAUGCUACAGCGCAGAUCUUCAGCGCUAUGGAUUAAAUCAAGCCCUAAGUAACACUAAAACAACUUCUGUUAGAUCCUAAGAGGGAGUGGUUUGGCUCAAUUGACAGAUAUGGAAAACUAGACUUGUCCCAGGGCCUGUAUUCAUAAAGUGUCUUAAAGUACAAGUGCUGAUCUAAGAUCGGUUUUUAUCUUUUAUAGCAAAAUUAAUAUGAUUAUGUGGACAGAGGGGACCUGAUCCUAGAUCAGCACCCAUACUCUGAGAAGCUUUGUGGAUAAUGACCAAGAUCCGUUUUUCAUGUCUUGCCAAUUCCUUGGCGUGACAAUGACCAGAGGAGUUGCCAAAGCAGCACAAACUGAUCUGGAACCAGGCUAAUGUAACACUAUAGCACUGACUAAAACCUGAUAAAACGAGUUGAUCAAAUGGACACAUUUUAAUGUGAUGUAUGCAACAGUUGCCCUCAUUGUACCGAACACCUCUUAUUGGUUUUUAUAAACUAAUGGUUCUGUGCUACUCAGCUUUUAAUAAGUUCUUCACAAGUGCCUUAUACUCAUACUUAUUUCUGCAUAUACUGUAUACGACUAAUGUCAAGCUUUACCAGGGAUUAUUCCAACAAUGACCCUGCUCUGUUCUAGGCUGGUCUCAGAUGUGUGUGUAGUCUUGCCAAUUCCUAUACUCAUUGUUAGGCCAGUGACCAAUAGGAGUUGGCAAUACAGCACAAACAUCUAGGACCAGGCUAGCUCUGUUCAUUGUGCGGGUAAGAUGUUUAUUGGAAAAAUAGGUAGUUAAGAAACCACUUGUAUGUUUCCAUAGGUUGUUUCGGUCAGUGUUUAACAUUUGUGUCCUGUGCUCUCCCAUGUUAAGAAAUCAACUGUACAUACAUGUUUUAUUUUUCUGCCUUAAUUCACAGCAAAUUGUUCAGAGAUGUAUGGCUACUGGCUGCUGAUAUGACAUGGAUUGCAUUAUUAUAAUAAAACAAUGUGACAAACUUUUUGUCAGCUUU